AGAUACCCCGGAUAAAGACGUGAAUGAUGAUGAUUUCUUCUGGGUAUCUGGGAAUUUUGAGGACCAACAAGUCCAGAUUCCUGGCCACAGAAUAAAUUGGAAUAAGGGUGUAGCCGGUAGAGUUACCUCGGCUUCAUUGCAUGCUUUUCUUAUACUUUGGUUUUCACUUACUGAACCGAACUAACUGUUGUCUUCCUUCAUGUAGAUUUGAACUUUCUCAAGUUCCAAUACAGCUACCCCGACUUGAAUGUUCUUCGCGCCGCGCUGCGAUAUCCAAACCGGAGUUGGACUGAGUUACUGAAUUUUGAGCCAACCUACCGAUACAGUGGUAAACGAAAGACCAAGGUAACUGACUUCUUGUUGGAAGUCUCUCCUGAACCAGACCCAUCCUUGCCUCAAAUCAAUCUCAUCCCACUAACCGCCGAACAAGAAAUGGCCAAGAAACGAGCUGUGAGGGCCCUCCUGACCGAAACAAACCAACCCGAGGUACCACCAGCCGGUCAGACUCAAGAGACCGUGGUGGCCCGUCCAUCCCAUCAACCCUCAUCAUCUCGUCCAAACAAGCGUGCUCGGACUUCCACGACUGAGCCACGCCUUGUUGAUGAAGAAGAUACCAUCCUUCCGCUAAGCCCUCCACUGAGCCCACAACCGGAGCGCUCUGACCGAGCUAGCUCUUCCAAGUGGGCUCCAAAGAUCACUUUUCAGAACCGUGCUAUCACGGAUUCUGACUUAGUGGUCGCAGAAAAAGACCGUCUGAUGGCAUUCAACUUGGCUAAAGGUGUUUGCCUUCCAGCCGACAUGAGGCACCACGACCACCUAACCGAGCUGAAGGCCCUUCGCUCAUCCACAAAAUCAAUGGUGCUGGCCAUACAGAAAAACCACAUCGCUCACAAGCGAGUGUUGGAACUUCAAAAAACUACUAGGCAAGCCAUGGUCGAGGCAAAUGAAAAGGCGGCCGAGCUGAAAGCGUCCCAACAGAAGGUGGCCGAGCUAGAGACCGAGGUAGCUCGGCUCACUGGGCUAGUUACCUCGGUUGAUGCUGAUAAACAGAAGGCCCUUGCCGUGAUGAAAGAUAAAUACUUGCGCGAGCUGGCCAAGCUUGAAGGAAAAAAGAGUGCCGAAAUAACAAAGCUUGAGAAGAAGCUAGAGGACGCGGAAGACCGCGGUUUUAAAGAGGGCGAAGCCCUGUACAUCAAGCAGCGUGAAGCUGCGAAGGACUUGUUCUUCAAAUGCGGGUGGAGGGCGGCCGUGGUACAGCUCGGUCAGGGUUCAGAGACCGAGGUCUUCAAUCCUCCUCCAUACUUUGUACCGAGCGCUAUGGCGGAGUACGCUGCUGACAUUCAGCAAAAAUUUCUGGAAGGGGAUGAAGAUGAAGCUGUAGAAGACAACACUCAGCCCGGUCGCUAGUCUACCUCCCCAACUCCAGAGGUCUCCAUCCCGCCUUUGCCUGCUGAUGCGGAUCUUUCAACUGAUCUUAACUAAGAGGUGCCUGCCACAACCAAGCUACCCCUGGGUGAAGACCGCGUUGUUCUUGAUACUGAUUUAAAUGACCUUUUUGCUUAAUCUCUGUAAUUUUUUAUUUUUGCGGUUGGAAAGAAAAAACUGUAACCGGGCUGAGGUCCUUCUUUUGUACUUUUUUUGAAUUUUCAAUGAAAGCUUCUGUUGGUUUCAA
Messenger RNA from Camellia sinensis, 1672 nucleotides. RefSeq lists its product as uncharacterized. The record is from RefSeq and is a predicted model, not a curated record. NCBI's taxonomy places the organism in Eukaryota, Viridiplantae, Streptophyta, Magnoliopsida, Ericales, Theaceae.